Messenger RNA from Centruroides sculpturatus (bark scorpion), 3684 nucleotides. RefSeq lists its product as uncharacterized. The transcript has a single exon. The record is from RefSeq and is a predicted model, not a curated record. NCBI's taxonomy places the organism in Eukaryota, Metazoa, Arthropoda, Arachnida, Scorpiones, Buthidae. Bases 2819 to 3412 code for a protein of 197 amino acids.
GUUUAUUUUACUUUUUUCUGAUAAUCCGACCUUUUUUGCGUUCCGACCAUACCCCCAGUCCCAAAGGUGACGGAUUAGAGGGGUUCUGCUGUAUGUUAGAAUCCUGUCAAACUAUUGGAGAAGUUGCUCGAUUCUUCGGAGUCCACUGUUCUGUGAUGCCUGUGGACCCAAUUCCAAAUCACUGGAAUAGUAAGCAGAAGGCCAGACUUGGAUUACCCUUGAGUUAUCAUAUCUUCCAAUGACCACUGCUUAACAUUAUUGGUCAGAUUCAAUAGGCAGGCAGCAGCACUUACUUUAUGUUCAAGCUUUGUUGCAGCUGUGAGGAAACCUGUAUCCAUGACUACUGUAACCCCCAUAUUCACCAACGCGAGUUAAACAGAGUUGACGAACUUCAGUUUAGACGUAACUUGAAAUCAGAUUAUACAAGUUACUCUUCUUUCAUAUUCAGAUAAAAAUAUAACUGUAAAGUUUUGCUACUCUAGAGUUAAUGUUUUAAAACAAUCCUGCGUUCGAGAUUAAACAGAUUCAGGUUCAUUUUAUUAAUAAAAUACUGAGUUACAGUACAUACCUGGUGUCAUAGACAUAUAACCAGGUGCAGACAAGAAUAUAUUGGCAUUGUUGCAGAUCAUUAACAUUAGAGGCUACAGUAACAUUACAUGUGUAGUAUAUACAAAAGAUGGGGAUAAACUAACAAGUUGUAUGAUACAGAAAACAUAUGCAUUAAAAUAUUAUACAGCAGAGAAUCACAAAAUACGAGUCGUCUUUCAUAAGCAGAGUCUUGAUUGGUUGAAAGCAAACAUGUAUAGAAAAUAGCAGAAAGUGAAAUGGAAAAUAGUGCAUGCCAAACUGAAAUGUUCCUGUGGCAUAAAAACAUAGAGCCGGCAACAUCGUGUAAUUUUUCGAUGAUGUAGAAACUAAAUUGUGAUCAAUUCAUUCUAGUAUGUUUCUUAUUUUCUCUUUUGGCAAACAUUAUCGACAUAGAAAGUCAUAAUCAUCCAAUUGUUCAAGGUCAUUUCUUCUUGGAGAAAUAAUCUGCCGACUUCUUCAUUCCAUACGAUCUAUAUAAUUUAGAUAUUUCAGAUUUUCUAGCAUCUCGGCUUUGUCCUUGUCAAAUGUCACCAUUUUUCCCUGAAAUAGAUUGCUUUGCGCAGACAUCAAACCUAGAGUUAUCGUCUACUCACCAAUUUUCUAGAGUUAGAGUUAGGAUUAUUGUGUUUGACUUGAGAUUCGGAGUUGGUGAAUACCAAUUUACCAAUAACUUGAGAGUUAACCCUAAUUCUAACUCGGGUUGGUGAAUAUGGGAGUAAGAGGGAGAUUGCACAUACAUGGUUCUUUUGUGCAAAGGUCAAACAUUGCAAAUCACAGAGCAUCCCAUUUCAAUGCUGUUAGGAACAUGUCACUUGGAAUACAGAUGAUUGGAGCAAUGUCCUGUUUACUCAUGAGUCAUCAGUAAACAGGACUAAGACAAUGGAUUUUUGUGGAGAGAGACUGGUAUCAACUGAUUAACAUCAUUCAACAACAUUCUUUUUCUGGUUAUGGUGUCCUUGUAUAGGUUAGUAUUUCCUUAGGCAUACAUCUUUGUCUUCCAUGGUGAUGCUGUGACUGGUUAAAGAUAUUAGGAUGAAAUCCUUGACACACAUGUAUGACUUUGUGGGUGCAAUUGGUUCUGAAUUUGUUCUUGUGGAUGACAAUGCCUAACCACAUAGAGUUCAUACAGAGUGGUGAAUGCAGAGGCCAAUCUAUUCACCAGAUCAGAACUUUAUAAAGCACUUAUGGGAUGCUCUUGGGAGAGCCGUAGCUUCCUGCCAAAUCCCUCCAAACACUACUCAAGCACUCCAACAUGCUCUUAUACAACAAUGGGGAUUACUGCCUUUGGUUUUAUUGAUCAUCUGACAGUCUGAACAAAUUGUUGAAGUGCAGUCUGCAUUAGUGUAAGAGCAGGUCAUACACCUUAUUGAGAAACAUUUCUCAAUUACUAGUAUGAUCUGUCUUUUGUCACUUUUUUUAUUAAUUUGUUUGAAUGUCAUACUAUACAUUCAAAACAUUUUUGUAUGUUGAAGUAACAGGCAGAGUCCUGCUCUAUGUUACUUCACAAUUUGAAAUAAAUUGCUGCAGUAGUUUGAUUUGUGUAUGAUUUUCACUUUUGUGCUUGUUUUUUGGAAGGGAUGUAUUUUCAGAUACACAGCAGAAUUCACUUCUUGUAAUCACUUUGAGACUCAGUCAUACUUACAUCAAUAAUUAAAUGAUUAUUUUAAAUAGUGUAUGUAAAUAAAACAAGAGUUAGUUGAAAUUUGGUUUUAUAGCUAAACACCAACCAAAUGCCAAAAUUUUAUCGGGCUAGUUUAAGGCUAAUUACUAAAUGAAUUGCAUACCAAUGUUUGUAAAUUUGGUUUUAUUGACUCUGGCUGUAAAAGGCUAUAUUAAAUCAAUUAAAAAUGUUUAAAUGUAAAGUUUAUUAAUUAUAAUUACGAUGGUACCUUAUACUUCAAAUUAAUCUAAUUUCAAACACUAAAUUCAACAAAAAUUUGCUUUAGAGUUUGAACUAUAAACAAUGAAAAAAUGUGCUCAAAGUAUAAACACAAUUUGUUGUGUGCCCAAAUUGUCUCCCACAAAAAAAUAAUACAAUUUCACAUUAAAUUUUUUGGUACUUGGUACAUCUGAAGAAUUUGUAUAUUGGUUUUGGAGCAAAAAAGGUUUUAAAAGAAUUGAAAAUAAGUGACAAAGAUUUUCUAUGUUUUCUAAGAUAUUGUCAAAAUGUGCUGAAAAUGAUGGCACAAAAGAUUAUUGAGAAGGUACUGUACCUGUCAAGUACAAAUGUAUGAAGGCUUUGAGCAGCUUAGACCCAGAAAUUAUUAAAAUGCAAUCAAAUGUUGGAAAAUUGUAUUUCAAUAUUUUAUUGAAGGUUCUACAUGAUACAAACAGGACUGAUGAGAAGUGUGCUGUCAAAGCAAAAGAACAGUAUGAUAUACUCUGCAAUAAAGUGUCCAUAAAACCCUAUUCUACAAAGUUUGACGACUUCAUAUCUGAAAGGAGUGAUGAUGAUGGUCUGGACACAUUUUAUUGUGAAAAUAUGAAGGAUGAUAGGCAACUGGAAGAUCUAAGAUCUAUAGUCUAUUAUCAAAAAUUUUUUUCUUUUUCAUAUAGGAAUGCAAAUGUUGAGAGUGGUUUCUUGGUUAACAAAUCACUGUUGAGUGAAAAUCUUAAGGAAGAAAGUUUAGUUGCUCAAUGCUUAGUUUAUGAUGAUGGGAUCCAUUUUGCAAGUGGUAUUGAUCAAAUAAAUAUAGACCAGAAAAUGUUAACAGUCAGAGGAUCUAGACAGCGAUGUAUUGCAUCUCUGCAACAGAAAAAAAGAUGUUCAGCAGCAGCAGGCAUUGAGGGCUGUAGAAAAAAGAAAACUUACACAACAACUUAAGGAUUUAAAACAACACAAGAAAAUGUUAAGAAAAGAUCAUGAAAAGGAAGAAAAAGAGAUUAAAAUGAAAAUAAAUACACUUGAGAAGAAAAAGAUAAAGCUACAUUAAUAUAAGUUGUUGUGUUUUGUGAAUUGUAAUUAAUUUUUUUUUUUAAUUAUCUGUAUUUUGAAAAAAGAGAAUUAAUACUAAGAAGUUUCUCUGUAUUUUGAUUGUUCAUUUUAUAAAAAAAUAAAAAGAUUUUACAAUAAAUUAGAUACAUUUGUUAGCAAAG